This is a messenger RNA of Cuscuta epithymum, 843 nucleotides long. Lineage: Eukaryota; Viridiplantae; Streptophyta; Magnoliopsida; Solanales; Convolvulaceae. The record is from the annotation of a GenBank genome assembly.
CUACUCACUUCCUCAUCCUCUCCACGUCAAAGAGUAAUCAAAGCAUUGGAGUUAAAGUUUGAAGUUAGUUUUGUACUUGCAUCAGGUUGUGGGGCAUGGGGAAAAAAACUCUACCCAAUAUGGUAUGCAGUGAAUGUGGUAGCAGUGAACUGGGAUAUUUGAUAGUAAAGUGUUCAGUGUGCACCAACGCAAAGCAUCGGUAUUGUAUGACAACAGUGUCCUUUGAUCCGGCUUUUACAUGGAUGUGUGAUGAAUGUAAGGCUGUGAUUAACCAAAUGCAUGAUCUGGACUCAUUUGGGAUGGUUCCAGAAAUAAAACCUGAGAUGGAAAUGGCGGAAGAUCUUCCAUUCCAACCAUUUCAAAUUCCGGUGAAGGAAGAAGUGUUGGAGAUGGAUGAUGUUCUGCCCUUUGCAGCUGAGGUGAAGGAGGAGGUUGUGGAGCCGGGUUACCAGGCUGGGACCUCUCAGCCUGAACCAUUGAUGGUUUCGUUUUCUGAGGUCCACCCUGAGCCCAUGGAGGACAUGGAUGAGGCUGUUGAAAUGGUUGUAGACCCACCAACUGCUAGACGUUCUCCCAGGAAGAGAAAGCUCAACAGAAAAUAUUUUGCUGCUGAGAUAGUUGUUACGAUGAGCUUUAAGUGGCUGACUGGGGAGGAUGAGAUUUAAAAAUAUGUUGAUGGGUGCUUUUGUUAUGUAUUUAGGCUGGGGAUGAUGUUUUUGUAUGUUUAAAUAUUAUCUACCCUCCCCACUGUUUUGCAUAAAGCCAUAUUUUAAUGUUAAUGUUUUUGGCUUAUAAUAUGUAUUUUAUAUAAGGAUGAUGGUCAUGAACUAUUUUGGAUAUUGA